AUGGUGACCGUGUCCAGGGUCUUGCUGGUGCUCCUGCGCCUCCUGCAGCUUACCAGCGCCGUCAUCGUGCUCGGAAUCCUCGGCUACUUCUUCUACCUCGUCAAGGAUGCCGGCGUCAUUGAGCCAAAUGCGAGACUUGUCUACGCCGCCCUCACUCGCACCCACACCUGCCAGGAGGACUGGUACAGAAACUACUGGGGCUUCUACUGGGCCCGCUGGUACCUGACGGAUUCCCCCGGUGUCGACAUGGUAGUCACCGGCUGUAGGGCGUGGCGCACUGUCCUGGCGUUCUCUUUUAUUCCGGUAACUCUGUACCUUGCCAGUGAACUUGACACUUCUAUGCCUGCUUACACCAAGCCGACUGUGCCUCUUGAUGCUAUGGCCCUGGUAAUUUAUAGCCACGCUGUCUCGGUGCUUCUCUACCAGGUCCUUGGGCGUAUGGAGUAG
Parathielavia appendiculata is the source of this 447-nucleotide messenger RNA. RefSeq lists its product as uncharacterized. The record is from RefSeq and is a predicted model, not a curated record. The transcript is spliced from 4 exons. NCBI's taxonomy places the organism in Eukaryota, Fungi, Ascomycota, Sordariomycetes, Sordariales, Chaetomiaceae. The coding region runs from base 1 to 447 and encodes 148 amino acids.